Molecule: messenger RNA, 3332 nt
Organism: Fusarium odoratissimum NRRL 54006
Lineage: Eukaryota; Fungi; Ascomycota; Sordariomycetes; Hypocreales; Nectriaceae
Exons: 2
Coding region: 395-1114 (239 amino acids)
Cellular component (GO): membrane
Source: RefSeq, a predicted model, not a curated record
CGUGACUCGUUGUUCAUGGGCUGGUCGGUUGUCAUGUUCUUCUCGUAGGCUCAGGGAGCCAUCGUAGUCUUUCACCUCUCUUUAAUACUAUACUACACAUUCUCUUCAACGGAUCUUCCGUGCUCGCUUCGGCGCCUGCUGUUUUAUCAGUUCUUUCUCUCUUUCUUUUGAAUAUAUUUGCAGUUCUCAAGGGUUGAUCUCUCGAGAACGCUCUCUUCAUUCAUUUCAACCUCUCGACGAGGCUCAAUAUACCAGGCGCUGGACGUCUUACCAACCAUAUCUCCUAGCGAAUCUACUCGAAAAAUAUCCGAUAUAGGGAUCAAACCUCGAAUUAAACAAGAUACAAAGCUUUCUUACCGGUUCCUUACUACAUAUCGUCUGCAACAUCGCCAAUAUGGUCGACAAGAUCUUCCUCUCGACGGUCGCCGCCGACGCUCUCUUCCUGAGUUCGGGUGUCAUGGAGCUGGUUUUUUCGCUGGUCGUACAGAGCAAGAUGAAGGAUAUGCCUACUGAUGGCGAGGAUGUUACAAGGAACUUGCUGUACCAAAGAUUUCCCCUGACCGCGGGUAUCGUCAAUGCCAUUUUCAUUCUCGUCACGUUUGCGGUCACCCUGCCCGGACUCGUCAUGCCCGCUCGAAGCUUUCUCAAGGUUUCGGGAUAUAUGGUGACGGUGUGCGCGAUAUUCACUAUGUGCGUGGCUGUGUUCCUCUGGGUUAUGACGUUGAGGAUGAGUGAGCAAUUUUUCAAUAUCUACAUCGAGCAAGAACCAGACGUACAGAGCUUGAUCCAGGACUCGUUUCAGUGUUGUGGUUAUUUCAAUAGCACAACACCGGCUUUUGUGAUGGAUUCGACUUGCAGCAGUCCUGCAAGUGCAGCGCUGCUACGUGGCUGUGCAACAUCAAUCUCAAGUUUUGCAAACCUACAUAUCGACGGCAUUUUUACUGUUCUGUUUGGAAUCGUCGGUGAGUCUAGGCUUACAUUUCUUGCCCAAUUGCACGCCAAGACAUCGCAAGUAACUAAUAUCCCAUAUAGGUAUCGAUGCUAUCUUUAUCUUGUGCAUCGCAUGUCUGCUCAAGGAUCGCAAAGAGCGCGAACGCUACCGACAUAUCGAUGAGAAGGCCGGCUACCGACAAAUUUAAUGCACAACACUUUACAAUGUUACCCGUGAUUGGUGGGCUGGACCGCGCAUUCUUCUAGAAGUCACUACACUGGCAUCCUUUUUUUCUUCCUCUUUCAGACGGAUAUGUGACAAAUUCAAGCGAGUGGUUUUAAUAUUAAUACUUUAUUCCUGUUAUCGAUCGUCAAGUGGAUGGGCGCGGCAUACUACCUAGGCCAUCCAGAUCACAUCACAAUUCCCGAUAUUGAAGUCGUUUUUGAUGGGCCAUGUGGCAAGCGAUAUAUCUAAUUCCCAUGUCGUUUUGUCAUGACCGGUUACGCUAUCAAAUGAUUCCAAACGUUGUGACACCUCCUGUGCGGUUCUUCUCUCUUCGAAUCUCAACCUCUUCGAACUCAAGACCUUCGCCAUCCUCCAUAAUUGUUUCUCGAUGCCAUGGCCCGACAAACAUGCCCUGAGGGUCAGCAUCAUUGCGUAUGGCCCGGAACGAUUCAAGUUGCUUGCCAUAGAACGCUUCAAUCUCAGGCCUAGUGGUUCUAAAAUUCUUGGCCCAGUGCGGUCGACCUCCAAGGUCUUUCAUCAGCCACUCAAAAGCCUCAUAGUAUCGUUCGUGGCAAGGAGGAUCCAUUAGAUAGGGGCGAUAUAGUGUCGCAUUGAGGUACAACGUAGGUCCGUUCUCAACAGUAAUAUCAAGGUAUGGCCGUACGUUCGAGGUGAGAGUGGUGUCGCUUACGCGCACUUCGACGGGUGCGUGGACGUAAAGACCGUCAGCAGAGAAGGGGAUGUUGUGAGGAACGUAAUCAGGAUCAUCAGGAGUCAAGUGGUUUAGCCAAGAGCUCAGUCUCCGGAGGGCCUCGGGGCCCUUAUGAAGAGGGAUAGCCCACUCGUUGACAAACUGGGAAUAUAGGCAGUUCAUGAGCAGUGCUUUGCGACUUGGUUGAACAGCUGAUGAAGUGGUUCCAUUCCGAAAGCCAUACUGCAUACCGAAGACAAACCACUCAACCCAUGGCAGGAUUCGUGGAACGCGUUGGGCAAGAUAGAGAAGAUUAUGAUAGACAUAGUAGCCGAUUGAGCCAUCAUACCCACUCUGAGGAGGGUCGCGGUGUUCCUCAUCGGUUUGCUCUGCCUGCCACACCACUGCACGUCUUGUGUAUGGGAACCACCAGACCCUGACAAAUUCACUCUGCGUCCAUAGGUUUCGAUUCCAAGACUCAAACAUCUUGUGGUCUGUGUCAAUGCUCUGUUCCCACUUCAAGGUAAAGGCUGGAACUGCCUGGAAGGAAACUUCGGUAAUGAUACCAAUAGCGCCGAGAGAAAGGAGGGCAGCUCUAAAAAGGUCCGUCUUGAUAUCUUUGGAGCAGUACACUGUGGUUCCAUCUGCCAUUGUGACCUUAAGGGAAAGGAUGUCUUCGGACAUCAGUCCAUGGCGUAGACUGCUUCCGUGGGUACCUGUUGAAAUAGCGCCACUAAUAGACUGCUCAUUGAUGCUUCCAAGAUUUGGCAUCGUGAGUCCAUGCUUCUCGAGCUCUUCACAGAGGGCGUACAGCCUGAUUCCACCCUCCAUGGUAACAACACCUGUAUCUUUGUUCACCGAGAGUACCCUGUUGAAGUUGUCCAGGUUGACGAGCCAGCUGGAUGUACAAGUGAUAUUGGAGGGUGAAUGGCCACAGCCAGUCGUCACUAGACGCCGACGGCAUCUUCGUGCCAGAUUCACAACUUUCUCAACUUCAGGCAGAGACUCGGGUUGGAUAAAAAGCUCUGGGAGGGACGAAAAUGUGCGCGCCCAAGUGUGGUGGACAUGUUGUGGCCGAGCACGAAAUGCCACGCUAUCGUCGAACUUUGCCAGUUCUGCGGCCACGAGAGGGUCCAUGGCUCUGCUCGAUUCACAGACGGUAGAAAAUGAACCCAAGGAAUAGAAACAAGACUGUAUCAAGGGGAUGCCAGGUUCAAGCUAGCAUAUCAGAGGAUGAGUGGGAUAUGAAUUGCUUGAUGCCGAAGUGGGUGUAGUCGGAUUUGGUCGCUGGCAGGUGGGUCGGUAUCGGAAUCACAAGUCUGCCGGCACAGUAACAAGGCCAGUUAUAUUAAGCUCAUUCUUCGUUUUGUGUCAUUUUGGCUUCCAUAUGCAUACAUGGAGAGGCAAAUACAUCAUUUUGACAAUUUCUGGGGGCAAAGACGCGAAUUUUGUAAGUCGAAGGCAACUAAAAGCACGCAGAAAAAC